AUGGAGAGGCAACUUUCAGACGCAAGUGAACAACAAGGUAAUAGUCGUCCAGAUGAUCCUACAGAUGAUAUGUUUGGAGGUAAAAAUGUUUUGCGGAUGGAAAUUCCAAUUCAGAAUAUAGAAAUAGACCAGGAGAAGGGAAAACCAAGAUUAAAUAAGAAAAAUUUCAAAUCUGAGUUUUUUGAGAAAGUGAUGGCAUUAAGAAAUUCUGGAGAUGGAGUUCUAAUUAUAAGAAAUCAGAACUAUGAUGGAGUAGAUAAAACCAAUGACCCCUUGUACAAGGACCAGUUUACUACCAUGGUGAGUGAUGGAAUGCAACAAAUGGCUACAUACAGAGGAAAGGUGGGUGAAUUCCAGAGCUGGUACCAGUCAGUUUGGAAAGGGGAUGGGAAAUGGCUGCUCUAUUAUAUUAAAGAAGGUCUACAGUUUACUUUUCCACUUGAAUCAAAAGUUUACACUGUAAAUGAGAACAACCACAGAAAAGUUGGAAUUGAAGAAAUACAAAGACGCUUGCUACAAUCAACAAAAACACCACCAAACUAUCACCCUAGUGUCACACAUGUACAUUGUGAUGAAAAACAUGGAAAAUUGAGACUGGGAAAGAAAUGUUCCUAUCUGCAUGAAUCUACAAAUAUUCAGCUCAAGUCUUUUAAUGAUAUCAAUAGUAUGUGUAAAAACAUCAGAGAGUACACAACAGCAUUUUGUCAAAACAAAAAUGGAGGGAGCAUGUAUUUUGGAAUCGAAGAGAAACAAAACUCUGAAACGAAAAAAGGUUCAACUUGCAGUAAAACUCCUGUUGUUUGUGGAGUUCAAUUCAAUAAAGAUGAUGCUAUUCGUCAGGAAAUUAAGAAGACAAUGUCAGAAAAGAUGCUAUGGAUUAGACAUAAUGGAGAAAAUGCAGAUCCAGAUGAAAUAUGUCAAUAUUAUGAUGUACGAUUUCAUAAUGUAGAUCCUGAAAACAGAUCUAAAAAAGUUAUUGAGGUUUCUGUGGCAAAAUUUUAUGGAUGUGUGUUUUCUGAUGAACCCAAACCAUGUUAUCUUGAUGGAGGAGAGAUAAAAUACUACACGGUAAAGGAAUGGGUACAGAUAUUGAUGAAGGACCACCUGAAGGGCUAUA
Ylistrum balloti is the source of this 1117-nucleotide messenger RNA. Its product is annotated as schlafen family member 2-like. The annotation marks the transcript as partial. NCBI's taxonomy places the organism in Eukaryota, Metazoa, Mollusca, Bivalvia, Pectinida, Pectinidae. The record is from RefSeq and is a predicted model, not a curated record. The transcript has a single exon.